Molecule: messenger RNA, 2443 nt
Organism: Brassica napus (rape)
Lineage: Eukaryota; Viridiplantae; Streptophyta; Magnoliopsida; Brassicales; Brassicaceae
Product: U-box domain-containing protein 17-like
Exons: 1
Coding region: 241-2355 (704 amino acids)
Biological process (GO): protein ubiquitination
Cellular component (GO): cytoplasm; nucleus
Molecular function (GO): ubiquitin-protein transferase activity; protein binding
Source: RefSeq, a predicted model, not a curated record
AACCUUUCGCUGUAAUAAAAAACUUUCUUAUAGAGAGAGAGAGAGAGAGAGAGAAACAAAAAAGAGAUUACGCGUUCUUCUUCUUCUUCUUCUUCUUCGUCCUUCUCCUCUCUUUCCCAGAAAGUAUUGUCCUUUUCACUUUCUUCUCCUCUGACUUUGUUCUUUCUAUUUAUAUAUAUAUUACAUAAACCUUUGUGGGUUUUUCCCCAACCUGGGCUAAAAAUAACGGAGACAGAAUCAAUGGCCACCGCGGCUAUAUUCUCAUCUCUGCGGCGGAGGAGAUCCCCAUCACUAGAAGCCUUUUUAGCCCCCGUUGACCUCUCCGGCAUCGCUCUCGUGAAAACCCUAGCUUCCAUCUCCUCAGAGGUCGUCUCUUCUUUCGCCGCCACACGGUUCUCGUUCCAACGCAGGAACGCUCGCUCUCUGCUUCGUAAGAUCGAGAUCUUCGUCGUGUUAUUCGAGUUCCUCGCUGAGACACGCUCUCCCUCUUCUUCAACAACAGCGUUGCUGUGUCUGAAGGAGUUUUAUCUUCUCAUCUACAGGUCCAAGAUCCUCCUCGAGUACGUCGCUCAAUCCAGUAAGUUGUGGCUGUUAUUACAAAACCCUUCGAUCUCCGGCUACUUCCAUGACUUGAACCAAGAGAUUUCGACUCUUUUAGAUGUCUUCCCUGUCAACGAGCUCAACCUCAGCGACGACAUCAGAGAGCAUAUCAAGCUGUUACAAAACCAAUCCUUGAAAUCAAGAUUGUACAUCGAUAACAACGACGAGUCCUUACGCGAAACAUUCUACUCCUUUCUCGAAUCCUUCGAGAACGGUGAGAUUCCGAGUCCAACCGCUCUAAAAACCUUCUUCGUAGAGAGGUUAGCGUUUAAGGAUUCUAAUUCUUACAGAAACGAAAUCGAGUUCUUGGAAGAACAGAUUGUGAAUCACGACGGAGACUUAGAGCCUGCGAGUUCAGUUAUCAACGGUUUCGUAGCGAUCGCACGUUACUCUAGGUUUCUGUUAUUCGGUUUCGAAGAAGAUGGAGUAGAGUGGAGAAUCGAGAAUAAUCAUCCGAAGGUUGGAGAGGACACGAUCGUAACUUCAGUUCCGAAAGAUUUCGUUUGUCCGAUCUCUCUCGACCUGAUGACAGAUCCUGUGAUUGUUUCCACAGGUCAGACUUACGACCGAACCUCCAUCGCUAGGUGGAUCGAAGAAGGACACUGUACUUGUCCCAAAACAGGACAAACGCUUAUGGACUCUCGCAUCGUGCCUAACCGAGCUCUCAAGAACUUGAUCGUGCAGUGGUGUACAGCGAGUGGUGUAGCUAUUGAGUCUGAGUUUGUUACAGAUUCGGUUGUGUCGGCUCUUCCGACGAAAGCUGCUGUUGAAGCUAACAAAGCUACUGUUUCGAUACUCGUCAAGUUUCUAGCAGAUGGAUCGUCUGAAGCGGGGCAAACAAUCGCGGCGAGGGAGAUUCGUCUUCUGGCGAAAACCGGGAAGGAUAACCGAUCUUUCAUCGCGGAGGCAGGUGCGAUACCGCACCUGCGCCGCCUUCUUAAAUCGGAGAAGGCUAUAGCGCAGGAGAACUCUGUGACAGCGAUGCUUAACCUCUCGAUAUACGAGAAGAACAAGAGUCUGAUCAUGGAGGAGGAUGAUUGUUUGGAGUGUAUAGUAAGCGUCCUCCUCUCUGGUCUCACAGUGGAGGCGCAGGAGAACGCAGCGGCCACGUUGUUCAGUCUCUCCGCAGUACACGAGUACAAGAAACGCAUAGCGUUUACUGACCAUUGCGUCGAGGCGUUAUCCUCGCUGCUUCGAAACGGGACGCCGAGAGGGAAGAAAGACGCGGUGACAGCGUUGUACAACUUAUCAACACACCCUGAUAACUGCGGUAGAAUGAUCCAAGGAGGAGGCGUGUCGAGCCUCGUCGGAGCGCUCAAGAACGACGUCGUUUCCGAGGAGGCGGCGGGAGCAUUGGCGCUGUUGGUGAGGCAGUCUCUUGGAGCCGAGGCAAUAGGGAGAGAGGAAGGCGCCGUGACGGGGCUCAUGGGGAUGAUGAGAUGCGGGACGGCUAGAGGGAAAGAGAACGCGGUGGCUGCGUUGCUGGAGCUUUGUAGAAGCGGUGGAGCCGCGGCGGCGGAGAAAGUGUUGAGAGUACCGGCCAUUGCGGGGUUGCUGCAGACGCUUUUGUUCACCGGGACGAAGAGGGCUAGAAGGAAAGCUGCUUCGCUUGCUCGGGUUUUCCAGAGGCGGGAGCAUGCGGCGAUGAGGUCAGGCGGGUAUGGGUUUGUAGGGAAUGUGAACGAGAAUAGAGACGGCGGGAAUUUUACGACGGAUGUCUCUGUUCCGAUGUCAAUCUCUGUACCUGUAUUGUGAUCUAUGUGUUCAUUGAUUGUUUAUAUUAUAAUACAUUUAUUUGGUUGGGAGGUAUAAUAAUAAUACAAAAGUAAAGUUUUAGAGAAGA